This is a messenger RNA of Rhinolophus ferrumequinum (greater horseshoe bat), 8043 nucleotides long. It is a transcript of the gene LMF1, whose product is annotated as lipase maturation factor 1. Gene Ontology annotation, biological process: protein maturation. The record is from RefSeq and is a predicted model, not a curated record. NCBI's taxonomy places the organism in Eukaryota, Metazoa, Chordata, Mammalia, Chiroptera, Rhinolophidae. The coding region runs from base 27 to 1733 and encodes 568 amino acids. Gene Ontology annotation, cellular component: endoplasmic reticulum membrane. The transcript has 11 exons.
CGCCCGGCGCGCGGCGCUCCCCGCGCAUGCGCCCUGACAGCCCGGCGAUGGCGGCGCCCGAGGAACCGCUGAGGAGGCGGAAAGUGAGGGACACGGGCCGGGAGCCUGGGUCUCCGCCGGGGUCGGGGCGCGACCCCGCGGGCUUCCCGGCCCAGCUCCGCGCGGGCACCUUCUGGCUGACUAGGAUUGUGCUCCUGAGGGCCCUCGCUUUCGUUUACUGCGUGGCGUUCUUGGUGGCUCUGCAUCAGAACAAGCAGCUGAUUGGCGACAGAGGGCUACUCCCCUGCAAAAACUACCUGAAGAGUGUGCAGCAACACUUCCAGGGGCGGAUCAGCUGGGACGCCGUGAGCUACACCCCGACUGUCCUCUGGCUGCUGGACUGGUCACACAUGGACUCCAACCUGGACGGCCUCGCGCUGCUCGGGGCCAGCAUCUCGUCCUUCAUCCUGCUCACCGGCUGCGCCAAUAUGGUGCUCAUGGCUGUGCUCUGGGUCCUCUACAUGUCCCUGGUCAACGUGGGGCAAAUCUGGUAUUCAUUUGGAUGGGAGUCCCAGCUUCUGGAAACAGGGUUCCUGGGAAUUUUCCUCUGCCCUCUUUGGACUCUGUCUCGACUGCCCAGGGAGACCCCCACGUCCCGGAUUGUUCUGUGGGGCUUUCGGUGGCUGAUUUUCAGAAUCAUGCUUGGAGCAGGCCUGAUCAAGAUCCGGGGGGACCAGUGCUGGUGGGACCUCACCUGCAUGGAUUUCCACUACGAGACACAGCCGGUGCCCAACCCCGCAGCCUACUUCCUGCACCGCUCCCCGUGGUGGGUCCACCGCUUCGAGACGCUCAGCAACCACUUCCUGGAGCUCGUGGUGCCCUUCUUCCUCUUCCUCGGGCGGCGGAUGUGCGUCCUGCAUGGCGCCCUGCAGAUCCUGUUCCAGGUGGUCCUCAUCAUCAGCGGGAACCUGAGCUUCCUGAACUGGCUGACCAUCGUGCCCAGUGUCGCCUGCUUCGAUGACGCCACCUUGGGGUUCUUAUUUCCCUCCGGGCCUGGCGGCCUCAAGGACCAGGUCCUGAAGAUGCAGAAGGAGAAAGCGCGGGGGGCCCAGCCCACGCUUAGAUACGGCCGCGUGGUGCGACAGGUGGUCAACCUGGCUCUGGGCGCCCUGGUCGCCUGGCUCAGCGUCCCCGUGGUCCUCAACCUACUGAGCUCCAAGCAAGUCAUGAAUAGCUCCUUCAACCCCCUCAGAAUCGUCAACACGUAUGGGGCCUUUGGAAGCAUCACCAGGGAGCGCACAGAGAUCAUCCUGCAGGGCACGGCCAGCCCCAAUGCCAGUGCACCAGACGCUGUGUGGGAGGACUACGAGUUCAAGUGCAAGCCGGGCGACCUGAGGAGGCGGCCGUGCCUCGUCUCCCCCUACCACCACCGCCUGGACUGGCUCAUGUGGUUCGCAGCCUUCCAGACCUACGAGCAGCACGAGUGGGUCAUCCACCUGGCAGGCAAGCUCCUGGCCAACGAUGCCGACGCCCUGUCCCUGCUGGCCCUCAACCCCUUCGCAGGCAGGGCCCCCCCAAGGUGGCUCAGGGGCGAGCACUACAGGUACAAGUUCAGUCUCCCUGGGGGCCCGCAUGCUGCUGCCGGCAGAUGGUGGAUCCGAAAGAGGCUGGGCCCCUACUUCCCUCCAAUCAGCCUCCGGGACCUCAAGGACUACUUCAGGUCACGGGAGUGGCCGUACCCAGAACCGGAAUAGCGGGGUCCAGGGCCUGUGCACUGGAAAUAAAGUGGAAAGGCCUUGGCACCCCCGUGUCUCCACUUGCGCCAAGAUGUCCAGGAAAGCAAACCCAGAAAAGAGAGGUGGGCGCUGCUGGGGGUCUCCUGGGGGCCGGGUAAGGUCCCCCAGCUUUCCUCCUCUCCCACAGUUGGUCCCCAGGCAACCCAGAAAACCCCUACCCCACCCCACACCUGGUCAUCUCCAUUGUCACCAGGCCCCCAAGACACCGGUGUCCACAGGAGCUCCCAGCUCUGGUCGGCCUGGGGCCACCAGCACCCACUGCACAGGCCUCGGCUCCCCCGUGGCCAUGGCCUGGCCCAGGCGUCCCGCUCCACAGCCAGGCCCGGGCCCCCAGCAGCCGCGUGGCAUGUGCUUGGUGUGCUUGUGAGGAAACACUCCCUGCUCUCCCCGCCUCUCCACACCCCCAGGGCUGGCUCCCCCCACGUCCACCCCUCCUCAGAGCCCUCCCUGGCUGGCCUGGGCCCUGCUUCCUUCCCCAGUGAGCAGCAUCCACAGGCAUGGACAGAAGCCCUUUGUCCCUCGCUGGGUGGGCGCCCCCAACGGGCCCUGAGACGGGUACCUCUUCCUUCUUUGUGACCACAAGCCCCCAGGCACACCAUGGAGCCUCCUGCUCCCUGCCCUGUGGCGGGGGAGCUAUCAGGGGUGGGAGCGCAGCAGAGCAGCCGGCCCGGCCUGGGUGCUAGGACGGCAGCGGUCCCCACAGUGGAGAUUCUGAGGCCCAGUUGUCAGAUGUUAAACUGGCUUCUUUUUCGCUUGACAAUCCUGGGGCCCCACUGAGAACUGGGGUGCAGCCUAAUGUGAGGUGUGAGAGAACGGGCUGGUGUCCCACCGGACAAACAGCACAGCCCCAGCCCUGCUCAGCCAGGUCGAGGGAUGCUGGGGGUUGGAGCUGGUCCCACCCAUGGGGGCAGCAGGCUGCGGGGUUCCCCCUCCUCCCCAGCCUGGCCAGCGCCGGUGGGAGUGACCGCCCACCCCUGCCGCCCCGUCCCCAGCCGUCCAGGGCGCCGGGCUGCACUGCGGAGGGUCCCAGUGGGAACAAGGUGGUUUAGGCCAGGAGGCCGGGAUGAGGUGGGCACAAGUGUGGGUCUGUGUGGAGCGCCCCCCACUGCCUGGGGGGCCAGCCCAGGUGCCAACAGAGAGGCCGUGUUCCCGCUCACAGGGAAACAGGCGUCCUGUGUCUGUGGCUGGACAGACAGGGCCUCAGACGGGGAGCCUGGAGCCAGCAAGUCUGCCCACAGCAGCCAACCGCCGGCCGCGGUGACUGGGCAGCCCUUCCCGGGGGGCUGUACUAGGGGCUGUGCCGAUGGGUGGCAGCACCGGGGGGCCCGAGGAGACCCUCACGCCCAGAACCGCAGGUGGCCUCCCUGCCAAGAACCAUGCUGUGUCCUCACACUGCCCCCCAGCCCUUCUCACCCCCCAACCCGGGCUCGCUGCCACCCGAGGCUGAGCAGGCGAGGCCCCGGGACCCAGCACCCCUGACUGUGAGCUCCUCUCUGGGCCGCCAUCCAGCCAUACCCCCCAAGCAGGGCUGGAGCCAGUAGCAGAGUGACACAGGGGGCCUCUUGGCUCAAGGGCACCUCCAGAAUCAGGCGGCCCCACACCAGUCCUGGGACAGGAUAAACAUCUGCUAACCUGGGGCCCUCACAGGUGACCCCAGGUCCAGGUUGUGAGGGCGCAGCGGCCAGAGUGAGGUUCCACUCUCUGUCUGACACAGGAGGACCCAUGAGACCUGCUCAGGCAGCCCCUCCCCUUCCAGAGGCUCGGGUGUCAGCAGCCUUCAGGCCACACCGUCCUGUCAGAGGGAGUCAGGCUGCACCCUUCCGACACUCAGAACCUCCCACUGCCCACCUCCCUGAGCAGGAACCUGAGGUCACUGCCCCUCAGCCCAGCCACACCCUGCACGUCCCUCGUCCACCAGCUGCUCAGCCUCGGGCCCCUCCCCUCAAUGCCGCCUCGUCCUGCCUUCACCAGACUCCCGGCUGCUGGAGGCCUCAGCCUGGCCCCCAGCACGGGUUUGCUGGAUAAACUGUCCACCUGAUGACAGAGAAAGGUCCAAACACGUCACAUCUGCUCUGCCUGGUCCUGCCUUCUCUCUGGCCUCAUGAGAACCUGCUGUUUCUUGAACAGCCCGAAAGCAACUUCCAGAUGAAAGCAGGGUCCAGGGAAACCAGGCAGGGGCGUUAGCUCACCUUCCCUCCAGACAGCGGAGGCACGUCCUGCCUCCCUCCUUCCUUCCCUCCCUCGCUCUCCCCGCCUGAAUCGUCCCCAAGGCCUGUAGGUGAGGGCUCUCCACCCGACGUGACAGGAAGCACGUGUCUGUCGGAAAUUGAAUGUGAACGCGCCCCAGUUGCCACAUUCAACUUGUAAAACCCGAGUCAGUCUAAGUUUCUUGAGGAGGGGCCGCAGGGGUCACCUCAGGCAGGACAGAUGCCCUGCGGUCGGGGGGACCUGACCCGGGGGCAGGGGGUGAUCAGGUUGUAGCCGAGCACCUGACCUGCCAAGGGGCUGGGAAUUAAGACGCUCCUGUUCUCCCUGGAAACCAUGGCCUGGCCCAACCAGCCCUCCCGACACCCCCACCCCUGCCUGGGGCUUCUUCCCAUGCAGAGCGCUAUGUCCAUCACACGUCUGGACACCCAGGCCCCAGCCAGGAUCCUCUCAAGCUGCAGAGCUUGUCCCUGAGGCCAUGCUACAUUCUGGAAAGUUCCUUGGCCCAGGAGGUGCCCAGGUACACACUGACACCUCUGCCCUAUCCCCCACUGCCGCCAAGAGACAUGGAAGUGACACGACUCUCCACCUGAGGGGCUGCACCAUGCUUGACCUGCAGAGUCGGGGCCCAGAGGACACAGUCAAAACAGUCUGGAUGGGGCCACCACCCGUGCCGCUGCCUGUUCCCAGGGACUUGGGACUCUAGACACCCAGGCACCGUCCAUGGGCAGUGGCCGUGCUCAGAUGACGCACUGAGCCUGGCGUUUGGCCCCAUUCAGAGUGCCAGGCUCCGCCAGGGGCCUGUCUCCAGGGAGGACUCACACCCUGCCUCCCCUUCUCGCUCCAGCCACUGGGCAAGGGACACCGCUCACAUCACACAUGAGACGGGGUGUGUUCAUUGAGCCAGAGGAGCUUUUGGCGUCUUGUCUGCUGAGAGGUUGUUCGCUCAGAUGAUGAAGGACAUUUUGGCACCUGCCAAGGCCCAGCACAUGCUCCUCUGAGCCUCACUCAGACUGGAGACAUUUCCUCCUGAGGGACAGCUCCAAAACUCAACGUAUCGGCAAAUCCACCUUAAAACUCCUAAAGGAAUCAACGACAUUGAGAAACUUUUAGCUUGACUGACAGAGGACACAAGUCAAAAAGAAGUGGGGCCAUUACUACCGGCCUCACAGAAACAAAAAGGAAUGUAACAGAGUACUAUGAGUAAUUUGUAUGCCAACAAAUUAGAUAAAAAUGGAGCAAUUCCUAGAGACACACAAACUACUAAACUCAGGAAGAAAUAGAAAUUUUGAAAGGAUCUGUAACAAGUAAAUAGAUUGAAUCAGUGAUCAAAAACCUCUCAACAGAGAAAAAGACUGGACCGGACGGCUUCAUUACAAAAUUCUAUCUACAAAGAAUUUAAAGCAUCACUAACACCAAUCCUUCCCAAACUCUUUCCAAAACUUAGAAGAGGAAGGAAACACUUCCCACUCAUCCUGUGAGACCUGUAUUACCCUGAUCAACCCAGACAAACACACCAAUAUCCUUUAUGAAUAUAGCUGCAAAAAUCCUCAACAAAAUAAUAGCAAAACAAAUCUAACAGCAUCUUAAAAGGAUUAUACACCACGACCAAGUGGGAUUUAUCCCAGGAAUGUCAGAAUGGUUCAACAUAAGAAAAUCAAUGCAAUACACCACGUUAACAGAACGUGGGGUGGGGAACCACACGACCGUCUCCUCAAUCGGUGCAGAAAAUGCAUUUGACAAAAAUCCAACACCCGUGCAUGAUAAGAAUCACUCCGAAAACUAGGACUAGAAGGGAACUUCUUUGACAUAAGAAAAAGGCAUUUAUGAAAACCCACUGCUAACAUUCUCCAUGGUGGAAGACUGACAGCUUUACCCCCAAGAUCAGGAACAAGACAAGGGUGCCCAUCUUCACCACUGUUAUUCACCAAAAGUAAGACUACCUCCAUUCACAGACGACAGGAUCCUAUAAAGUUGUGUGCUACUUACCAGCGGGGAUACUUUCUGGGAACUGAAUCUUCAGAGUCCAGGCGACGAGGGAUAGCCUGGGCUGCACUGAGGAUACAGGCCUGCACAGCCCAUUGCUCUACUGAGGAAUGAAGCUGGGCCCUUAACCUCACACCAUGUUCAAAAAUUAAAAUGGAUAAAAGACCUAAACAUAAGAGCUAACUAUUAAAACUCUUAGACAAAAAACAUAGGUAAAUUUUCAUGACCUUGGAUUUGGCAAUGGAUUCUUAGCUAUGACGUCAAAAGCAGGAGCAACGACAACAAAAAUGGACUUCAUCGAAAUUUACACCUUCUGUGGAUCUAAGGACAUUACAGUGAAAAACACAACCAACAGAAUGGGAGAAAAUAUUCGCAAGUCCUAUAUCUGAUGAGUCUAGUAUCCAGAAUAUAUAAAGCACUCUUACAACUGAGCAACAGAAAGACAAACACUCCAAGUCAAAAGGACUUGAAUAGACAUUUCUCCAAGGAAGACAUACAAAUGGCCAACACGCGCAUGAAAAGACGCUCUCCAUCCUCAGUCAUUAGGGAAACGCACAUGAAAACCCCAGUGAGGGACCACUUCGCACCCACCAGGAGGGGUACCAUCUUCUUUUAAAUGGAGAAUAACAGGAGCUGGUGAGGAGUCACACUGGGAAUGCAGAAUGCUGUAGCCAGUGUGGAAAACAGCCUGGCAGCUCCUCGAGAAGUGAAACAUGGGAUUACCAUGUGAUCCAGCAAUCCCACUCCUGAGUAUACAUCCAAAAAAUUGAGAACAGGGACUCAAGCAGAUGCUCGUAUGCCAGCGUUCACAGCAGCAUAGGCACCACAGCCAAAUGGAUAAACAGAAUGUGGUCCAUCCACACGGUGGAAUAUUAUUCAGCUACAAAAAGGAAUGAAGUAACGACACACGCUACAACAUGGAUACACCUUGGAAACAUGCUCAGUAAAAGGCGGCAGACACACGCGGUCACCUCUUACGUGAUUCCGUUCGUAUGAAAUGUCCAGAACAGGUCAAUCCAUAGAGAUGGAAAGAUCAGCGGUUGCCAGAGGCUGGGGCGGGAAGAAAUGGGAAGCAACUGCAAAUGGGCCCAGGGUUUCCCUCGGAGGCGAUGAAACACUUGGGGACCAGAGAGGGGUGGUGCUUGUACAACACUGUGAGGGACUGAGUGCUGCUGAUUUUUCACUUUUGAAUGGUUAAUUUUAUGUUACUGUCAGUUUCACCUCAAUUUUUAAAAAUAAGACAAACAAACGAACAAAACCCAACAAAUAGCCUAACCGUCCCGAGGUCCUGGACCUCCCCGUCCCAGGGGCUGGGAGGCCUCACGCUGCCAGGAUCUGUGGGACCAUCGUGGGGGCCAAGCAGAUUGAGUGCUGCAUCCCUUUCUGCUGAGAGCACAGGGACAGCCAAUACACCAGGCCGUGACUAGCCAGUGGCAUAGAAAGCAGGCAUCCACAGCCAGCGUGUGACCACAUGGUGGUCUAGGAGACACGGUAUAGAUAUGCAAUUACCAAUUAGCCAAGGAAAACGGAGCAAAUGAAAAGGCAGCCGUGCUACAUAAUGUUGGUGAUUCUUAAACGUUUUGCCAUCUGGAUGGCUUUCUGCUGAGACUGCCUGCCCCUCCCUUACCCAGACUAGUUCAGUGCCUAGCAGGCCUGGGGCACAGCUGGGGUCACGCCCCAUCUCCUGCUGUGCAGCCACCCCUGUCCACCGACUGACCUGGCUGGACGGGCAGCAGGGGCAGCAGCUGACUCGCCCGUGGGCCGGGUGGCUCACUGUUCUAGGGGUCUGUAGCUGCCCAGGUCGUUCUACACAGUCUUAUAUAUUCAGUCCUGGUACCUGGUGGUCUCAGCCCCCACGUCUCAAAACUGCUUUGACUAUCAUUGGCCCAUUUCUCAAAACAAGCUGAAGUUUAUUAUUAAUUCUAAUAGUUUGUUUGCAAAUAGUGGACAGCACUGUUUCUUUCCUCCCUACUCCCAUACCUCUUUUACUUGUCUUGGGCUGGCAUCCAGGUUGAGACUCACCAUCUCUCUCAUGAUCUCUCAUCUUUUUCCUAACCUAGAAGUUGUCCCUUUAAAA